CAAAAACCAAACACUUUUGCUACUUACUUCACUCUCUCUCUCUCCUUGCUCGAUUUUCUUCCAUUGGAGUGUUCAAUUUGCUCUCACUCUCUGUUCUUAUUCUCCCCUCAUCGUCUCUCCCAACCCUCAGUUUCAGCUGCUCGCCGGAGUAUCUCAAGCGGUGUUUGCAGCCGUCUCUCUUUGCAUCUCUAAUUCUGACACCACCGGUGCGAAUUAGGGCACUCAUCGAAGGCUAUCUAUAGCUUCCAGUGAAUUCGCACAUCUCAUGCUCCACCAAAAGCUAAUCAGUCUCAUUCAAUAGCCCCCUUCCCCGAUGAAUAAUCACUCUGUGCCGCCGAGCACUAGCACCACCGGUCUUGUAUUUCCGGCGAAUUACGGUAUAAAACCUGAAGCUGCUUUGGUCAUGGAUUGGUCCCUUGAGGAGCAGUAUAUUUUGGAGAACGGUCUUGCAAAAUUAAAAGAUGAACCGAAAGUUUCAAAGUAUGUAAAGAUCGCUGCAGCUCUGCCAGAUAAAACUGUAAGGGAUGUAGCAUUGAGGUGUAGAUGGAUGACGCGAAAACGAAGAAAAAGAGAAGAAAAUGGUGUUGGGAAGAACAUUAGCAAUAGAAAGGUGGUGGAUACAUCCCCAGAACUGAACAUGCUAGCCAAUGUGCCACAACAAAAUGCUUUAUAUGUCAUGAACAAUAUGCGUCACAGUACACAUAUGCCUUUUGAAGGUCUAAGUGACGCAGUAAUGGGUCGUCUACAGCAAAACGCUCAAGCUUUUAGUCAAAUUUCUUACAACCUCUCUGCGUACAAGCUGCAGGAUAACAUCAAUCUUCUUUAUCAGGCAAGAAAUAACAUCAACGCCAUUCUGACUGACAUGAAGGAGAUGCCUGGUAUCAUGAGUCGGAUGCUGCCUCUACCUGUUGCAAUUAACGAUGAUCUUGCCAACCGUUUAUUUUCGAGUACAACACAGCCAAUAUCAUACACCACUCAACCAAGCAUCCACCUAAAGCAAGAGCCGAGAAUUUGAUGGGGAAAGCUGGAUUUUGACGGAUGCUAAAGAAAAUAGCACAAGUACAUGGUAAGUGGAAAUGUUUCGUGAUCGAUAUGACACAGACGCACAAGAGUUUAUCAACUGCAGACACCGCUCCAGAACACACACGAGAUUUGACAACCGGCACUAGCAGAAUACUUGUGCUCUGAGAAGAAUGAACUACAGGCCGCGUGAGGCCAAGGUAAAAACUCCUUGGCCUUCACUAGAACAUAAGAUUCCUUGAAAUUUAUAAAAGAGUUCUGGCAUGGGAUGAUGGAACUCUAAAGCCCUUUGCUGUAAUCAUGCUGAUGCUUAAAUUAGUAUAAUGAAUAGUUCUUCUGAGUUUAGUAUGUGUAAUACUUAUCCUCGUUCAGGUAAUUUUUUGUAACAGUAUUUAAAAUGUACCAUUUGUAGUUUCCCAUAAAAUUAUAUGAAACCAUGUCAACA
Eruca vesicaria subsp. sativa (arugula) is the source of this 1465-nucleotide messenger RNA. The record is from the annotation of a GenBank genome assembly. NCBI's taxonomy places the organism in Eukaryota, Viridiplantae, Streptophyta, Magnoliopsida, Brassicales, Brassicaceae.